CACGCUGUAUACACACUAUACAGUGGUUUGUUUCUGUAUCUUACACACACACAAGGGGUGCCUCUCUCUAGCGACAGUUUUCGUCGGUAUGAUGGGCUCAUGCAGUUACUCAAGGAAAAUAAAUGGCCAACUUAAGCUCUCAAAUUCUCUGGACCGUGUGCUGUCGCGCAAGCUAGUUGACAAACUUCACAUUUCGUCAAAGAAAGCAAAACAGGGUAGUGGGAAAUCAAGCCAAAACCAAGCAACGUACAUAAAUAAAUUCCAACAAGGCGAACGUGGCCCGUUGUCUCAUUCCGUAAAAACUCUAGCAUGCGGUGCUAAUUUUUACUUCGGCUCGGAGGCAUUCUUGAAUCCAAUAGCUGUGACUGACGAGCAACAGGCCCAGGGCAAAAAGAAUGCCAUCGAAAUCCUAUUCAAACUGAAGCCCAAGUAUAGGCGGGGAUACUUAUUCUUCAUAUUCAUGUCAUGUACCUCCAAGUUAAGAGCCAUUCCGGAUAUGGACGUGGCCCCGAGAAGUGUUGUGCAUUUGAAAUUGCGGCAAUACGAUGACAAGGAUUUCUAUAGCGGUAUGACUAAGGGCAGGAAGCGCGCAGGCUACAAGAGUGGUGCCUGGUUGGUAGGAUUUCUGCAGGGAGCGUUAGACCUCGCACAAACCGACGCCCAAUUCACGAGGAUAUUGGAGGAGUUGUGUGGCCUCAUGGGCUACGAACAAGGUGUCAUAUUGCCUGAGGAUACUCUGCGAAGAAUAAUCAUUGAGAUAGUCAUGGGACCGUUCGAUUUAGACAGGAGGAUUGUCCAUGCGCAAUCGAACGACUGUCAUGUGUACUAUUAGGGCGAUGUCGUAAUAAUGCAGUGGAUCAUCAAAAUACGUAUACAAAUUUUAUAAUAAUCGAGACAUUGAGCUUUGAAUGAGAGUAGAUGCUCAGUUUACUUCUGUGUAAUGUUUAUAGCAAUCAGCAGAAGUUAUACCAUCAUGCCAUAGGAUAAGUUAAACUGCAGUUUUCAGGACGUAUGUAAUCUGAGCAUCUGCUUUAAUGGGGGAAUAUAUCGACCUACUUCUGAGCGACAAACAAAACAAAAAGUCACGGUGUAUUCAGCCAUGUAUCCUCAGCAAUUUCAAAUUUUCGGUCAUACUACCGAACAGCAAACAACAAAUAAAGUCACCCACUCAGAAGUGUAACUACUCAAAACAUACAUAUUUUCUCAAAGUCCCCAAGUUUUCGGUCCUACAAACAGAACAGCAAAUAACAAAUAAAGUCACCUGCUCAGAGGUGUACCCCGACAUACUUUCUCAAGGAGUUUAAAGUUUUCGGUUCUACUACAGAACAGCAAAUAACAAAUAAA
Molecule: messenger RNA, 1344 nt
Organism: Sphaeroforma arctica JP610
Lineage: Eukaryota; Ichthyosporea; Ichthyophonida
Exons: 1
Source: RefSeq, a predicted model, not a curated record